Messenger RNA from Verticillium alfalfae VaMs.102, 816 nucleotides. RefSeq lists its product as hypothetical. The transcript has a single exon. The coding region runs from base 1 to 816 and encodes 271 amino acids. The record is from RefSeq and is a predicted model, not a curated record. Lineage: Eukaryota; Fungi; Ascomycota; Sordariomycetes; Glomerellales; Plectosphaerellaceae.
AUGUCAUCCAAACUCAUACCUGCCAAUCCCGCCGACGUUAUGGUCAUUCGUGACGUGACGCCCAACAUCACCACCUUCUCCGUCCCCUUCUUACGCUUCGGCACGAUCAAGGUUGGUGGUCGCGGGACCCUGGUGCGCUUAUCCACCGGUACCCUCGCCAUCUUCUCCCCCGUCGCCUUGACCGACGACGUCCGCGCCAAGAUCGCCGCCCUGGGCACUACUGUCUCCCACAUCAUCGCCCCCGAUAUUGAGCACCACAUCUUCCUCUCCGAAUGGAAGGCGGCCUUCCCCGAUGCCAAGCUGAUCGGCCCGCAAGGCCUUCCCGAGAAACGCGCCAAGCAGGCAUCCAGCGACGACAAGAUCCGGGACGACCCCUUUGCCGUCGUUUUCGAGGCUGGUCCCGCCAAGCGCGACCUCCGCAUCGACCCGGCCUUCGAUGCCGACUUUGAUUACGAAUUUGUAGACGCUCACCCCAACAAGGAACUCGUCUUCUACUUCCGCCCCGAUCGUGUCCUCAUCCAGGCCGAUCUGUUUUUCAACCUGCCUGCCACCGAGCAGUACUCUCGGGUACCCGACGCGCAGAAAGCUCCUGGUCUUGCCGAUAAGCUUUUCGGCAGCCUACAGACGACCGAAGGCGACGGCAAGUGGGCGAGGCGCGUCCAGUGGCACCUGUUCAGCGCCAAGGACCGAACGGGCUACAGCGAGAGCGUCCGCCGCAUUGCUGAGUGGGAUUUUGAGACGGUCAUUCCCUGCCAUGUGACACCAUGGUCGGUGACGGUAAGGAAAGGUUCCUCAAGGUCUUCGCCUGGCAUUUGA